ACGGGGGAUGCUAAGAGAGCUAACUUGGCAACCCCAGCUGCCGGUUGUUUGUUCAGGAGUAGAGAGGAAGAUGGUGGACUUGGUAACAACAGCGUGCUCAGAACUCCGUCCCAAACAAUUUAGAAAAUGCUUAAUAUCUCAACCUGGAAUUAGAUAUAGAUUACCGGGGGACAAUCAUAGAUAAUACAUUGUGAAAACCGUUGAAUACAGUGACUUUUUCGCCACCGAACAACUCUUUAUUCCAAGAUUAAAGAAAGCGGGGAGUUGCUGACCCACCAGGGGGUUGCUGCUCGUAAAGGACGCUAAUCAACGUUAGCCGAAGUGUCAACAAAAGUGUGAGAGAAGGUGUAAUUUACCCAGCUGUCAAGAUAAACCACGGAUACCAUUCAGCCCUCUGCUGCUGCUGCCUAGACACCAACUGUCAAAUCUGUGAGGAGCGGACUUAACACGUUACCUGACAGUUGGGCUGAAAGUAGGCUAACUUUAGCUAGCUAACCUCAGCUAGCUUUGUUGUGAACUGUGGAUCAAAGCGGUACUCAAAAUGCCACGGAGUAAAAAGGGGAAACGUGGCUCCAGCAAGCCGGGCUCUCUACGUCAGGAGGUUCUGCAGCUGUCGGCUAAAGCCUCACUGAAAGGUAUUAAAAAUGGGGUGAAAGGCGAGUCAGGGGCCAGUGAUGAUGAGCUGACGUCUGAUAUUCUCAGCCACUGUAGCAGUGCCAGUGAAAGUACCUCUGUGCUGGAAGAGGGCACAGGAGGGGAGCAGGUGGAUGAGCAGACUGCCCAGGAGGAAACGGAAGAUAAACUCAAGCAGUGUAUAGACAACCUAAUGGAUAAGAGCACUAAGACGCGUCUAGCAGGUCUCGAGUCGUUGCGACAGGCCUUCUGCUCCAGAGUGCUCUACGACUUCCUGACAGAGAGACGCCUCACUAUCAGCGACUGCCUGGAAAGAAGCCUUAAAAAAGGCAGCGUGGAGGAGCAGGCAGCAGCGGCCACAGUCUUCACCCUGCUCUGUAUCCAGCUGGGGGGUGGAGACGAGGCAGAGGAGGGCUUCAAGUUGCUUCGCCCCAUCUUCACCGCCAUUCUGAUUGACAACAGUGCCAGCAUAGCAGCCCGCCAGAGUUGUGCCAGAGCUUUGGGGCUGUGCUGUUAUGUCUCUACCGCUGAAGAAGGAGAGGACUUGAUCAAGUCUUUGGCGCUUCUGGAGAGCGUGUUCAUGUCUUCCUACCCCAACAGAGACGGAACGCUGCCCACACCCAAACCUGGCAGUCCAGGCCUCCACAGCGCCGCCCUGCAGGCCUGGUCGCUGCUGGUCACCCUCUGUCCUACAUCUAGACUGACUGUGCUGCUUGACCUUCACCUCCCCAAACUGCAGGCGUGUCUGCAGAGCAGUGACGUCAACUACAGGAUAGCAGUGGGAGAGACCAUCGCCCUGCUGGUGGAGCUGGGACGAGAUAUAGACGAGGAAUUUGAAGUGGAGGACAAUGAAGGUCUGUCUCAAUGUCUAAAGAGUUUAGCCACAGAUGGCAACAAGCACCGAGCCAAGAAUGACCGGCGGAAACAGCGCUCCAUUUUCAGAGAGGUGCUACAUUACAUAGAGAACGAGGACUUCACCGAGGAGAAGAUCCGGUUUGGAAUGGAGAGCGUCUACAUCGACAGCUGGAUGAGGAGAAGAAUCUACGAUGCCUUCAAAGAGAUCCUGGAGUCCGGAGUCAGACACCAUCUACAGUUCAACCCACUACUGAGAGACAUCUUUGGCCUCGGCCCUCCACUCAUCCUGGAUGCUACUGUCAAAGGCAACAAGAUCUCUCGAUUUGAGAAGCAUCUUUUCAACUCUGCUGCCUUUAAGGCCAGGACUAAACAGAGGAACAAAGUCCGGGACAAACGGGCUGAUGUCAUGUGAGAGAAUGACGGGGAUGGAGUGAAUGCAUGAGUAUACAAGGAACUCCUUGGGCUGUAUUGAGAUGGAUACAAAAUGAUGCCUUCAGCGUUUCAGCUGUCCGAUGCACAAGACUCAACAAACUCUAAACAGGGCUUUUUUCCUUUGUGCACUUCACCUGGAAAAACUAUUAGUCCAGAUUCAAGAUGCCCAACAAUUAUAAAAUUUGGCCCCCACAGGAAAAGGCAAUUUACUGUUCCUCCUCGCAGGUAUUUGCUUUUAUCAGUGAAUUGCAGCAAUUGCUCACGGUAUUACAAAUGCCUGCUCUGAGGCUUCAUAGUGGAUAUGAACUGUAAAACAAUGCUAAACCUUUUUUUACGUGGGAUUGAAACAACUUCAUUGUACAGGAGAGUAAAAGAAAUGCGAUCUUCAGAUACCAAAAUUAUCUUUUUUAUUAAUUUUAUCAAUAGAAAUACAGAGAAAGUAAUAGUAUUAAGUGUCAUGGUAAGACUCCCAACAUCUUGAAGCUUUAUGGUACAUUUGAGAUCUGUGGAAGCCGUCCAUGUUACGGUCACUGAAACCCUCUUUGGUGCUGAUGGGUAUUGUUUCUGAUACUCAGCUUGAACUGCUGCCUGGUGGCUUGACAGAUCAGUCAAGUCUUUUUUUAAAUCCUAAUUAUUGACUUCAGUUUCCACAUAAAGCUGCUUUUCCUGGACAUAAUCAGUCCCGGUUAGUCUCUGAAGUUUAAUGUUAGAUCAACUUCUGUAACACAAAGCCAAAAAGAGCCACAUCAAUAUUCCAGAAAAACUCUUCUCCACUCUGAGCUAAAUAGUCCUCGUUAUUCCCUCGUCAUCUGUUUUUUCACCCAGAGUGGCUACUUCCAACUGCCAAACCAGAAACUGACUUUACAAACAAUGCAACCUAAAAGAAAAUGUGUGUGGUGUUUUUGUGAGAGUGUUUUUAAUUGAAUUUUAGUUAACAUCAUGAAAUAAAACGCAUAAACAAGAAGAUGCCUAAUUUUAAAAAUCAAAUUAAAGAGGUAAUAUUGUCAUCUUUGUAUUACUAUGUUUUUGAAAGGAAAAAUAUGUUUUAACCAUUUCUGGUGGAUAAUUGUAUUUUACCUUCUAAUUUAUUAAAAGAACAGUACUGUGUGAUUUUUAGGAAACUUAAAAAUGCUAAGAACUGUUUACAGACACAAUGAUGGGAUACCGAUAACAAGAAGAAUUUCUAUUUUUAUUUUUUUUUCAUGUAUAUUUUUAACUUCGGGUUGGUGGGUCAUACAAUCUAUCCAUUUGCAUGUACUGCAGAUAGACUGUACAUAGGGAUUUAUGGUAAGCUGUGUACUUGAAUCAUGAGAUGCAUUUAAAGGAUUUUCCCUCUGAUGAGCAGUGAAUACAUACAGGCCACUAACCAGAGCUGCUGAUCAGAAGCUUGCUGGUGUUGUUGUAAUGGUCAGGUGUUAUUGAUUAUAUUAAAUUUAAAAAGCACAUUUCACAGUUGCCUGGGAAUUUCAAUACCUUAGUGAAAACCUGUCAUCAACUUUCACAGUUUCUAUUGUUGAACCAGGUUUGAACCCCUUGCAUGAAGUGCAGCAACUGGCCUGUCUUAUUACAGCUUUGCUAAACUGUCUCAUCAGCGGUUCUGGUGUUAUGGCACAGGGACAGAAGAUGGAUCAAAUGAAAUAAAGAUUGUUUAAGCGU
This is a messenger RNA of Sander lucioperca (pikeperch), 3576 nucleotides long. RefSeq names its product interferon-related developmental regulator 2 (gene ifrd2). NCBI's taxonomy places the organism in Eukaryota, Metazoa, Chordata, Actinopteri, Perciformes, Percidae. Bases 542 to 1900 code for a protein of 452 amino acids. The transcript has 13 exons. The record is from RefSeq and is a predicted model, not a curated record.